Messenger RNA from Penicillium canariense, 2544 nucleotides. Its product is annotated as AP-1 complex subunit gamma. The coding region runs from base 1 to 2544 and encodes 847 amino acids. The record is from RefSeq and is a predicted model, not a curated record. Gene Ontology annotation, cellular component: AP-1 adaptor complex; Golgi apparatus; membrane coat. Lineage: Eukaryota; Fungi; Ascomycota; Eurotiomycetes; Eurotiales; Aspergillaceae. Gene Ontology annotation, molecular function: clathrin-cargo adaptor activity. The transcript is spliced from 5 exons. Gene Ontology annotation, biological process: intracellular protein transport; Golgi to vacuole transport; receptor-mediated endocytosis.
AUGUCUUCCCUCAAGCAAUUUAUUCGCAAUGUCCGAUCUGCGAAGACCAUUGCCGAUGAGCGGGCAGUCAUUCAGAAAGAAAGUGCUGCCAUUCGAGCCUCGUUCCGCGAAGAGAGCCACGAGUCCGGCAUCCGGAGGAACAAUGUGGCUAAGCUGCUUUAUUUGUUCACCCUGGGUGAGCGGACUCACUUCGGUCAGAUCGAAUGUCUGAAGCUACUGGCCUCGCACCGCUUCGCCGACAAGCGACUGGGCUACUUAGGGACGAUGCUGUUACUCGAUGAGAACCAGGAGGUGCUGACACUAGUGACCAACUCGUUGCAGAAUGAUUUGAGCCACUCCAACCAGUAUAUCGUCGGUCUCGCCCUCUGCGCCCUCGGCAACAUCGCCUCCGUCGAGAUGUCUCGUGACCUCUUCACCGAAGUCGAAAACCUCAUGUCUACGGCGAACCCCUACAUUCGACGAAAAGCUGCCAUUUGUGCCAUGCGGAUAUGUCGCAAGGUCCCGGAUCUUCACGAGCAUUUCCUGGAGAAAGCCAAGACAUUGCUUGGGGAUCGGAACCAUGGUGUCUUGCUUUGCGGUCUGACUUUUGCGAUUGAUCUGUGUGAGGCGGAAGAGGAGGAGGAAGGCCCAGAGGGUGUGAUCGAGACGUUCCGGCCACUCGCUGGGGGUCUCGUGCGCGCCCUGAAGGGUCUGACAACAUCCGGAUAUGCCCCAGAACACGAUGUAUCUGGAAUUACGGAUCCUUUCCUUCAGGUCAAGAUUCUCCGGUUCCUGCGGGUUUUGGGCCGAGGAGAUGUGGCCACCAGUGAACUGAUCAACGAUAUUCUGGCCCAGGUGGCCACCAACACCGACUCGUCCAAGAACGUGGGCAACGCCAUCCUGUACGAGGCUGUGCUCACUAUUCUCGACAUCGAAGCCGAUUCCGGAUUGAGGGUCCUGGGUGUUAACAUCCUCGGUAAAUUCCUGUCCAACAAGGACAACAACAUCCGUUACGUUGCAUUGAACACAUUGAACAAAGUCGUUGCCAUUGAACCGAACGCGGUGCAAAGGCACCGCAACACUAUCCUAGAAUGUCUGCGGGAUCCUGAUAUCAGCAUUCGCCGGCGAGCGCUCGAUCUCAGCUUCAUGUUGAUCAACGAGAGCAAUGUACGGGUGCUUGUGCGGGAGCUGCUAGCCUUCUUAGAGGUUGCUGACAAUGAAUUCAAACCGGUCAUGACCACCCAGAUUGGAAUUGCCGCUGACCGAUUUGCCCCAAAUAAGCGCUGGCACCUGGAUACCAUCCUACGGGUUCUUAAGCUGGCUGGGACCUACGUCAAGGAGCAGAUUCUGUCGUCGUUUGUUCGUCUCAUUGCCACUACCCCUGAGCUGCAGACCUAUGCUGUGCAGAAGCUCUACUCUUCUUUGAAGGAGGAUAUCUCGCAAGAGGGCCUUACCCUGGCUGCCACUUGGACGAUUGGGGAAUAUGCCGACAGUCUGCUACAGGGCGGCCAGUACGAGGAAGAGGAGCUGGUCAAGGAUGUACGCGAGAGUGACAUUGUUGACCUGUUCACCAACAUCCUCAACAGCACCUAUGCCUCCCAGAUCACUAUCGAGUACAUCAUCACCGCAUCCAUGAAGCUUACCACACGCCUGUCAGAACCCACCCAGAUUGAGCGCCUUCGUCGCUUCCUCUCCAGCCGAACUGCUGAUUUAAGCGUCGAGAUUCAGCAGCGUGCUGUUGAAUACAGCAACCUGUUCGGCUACGAUCAGAUUCGCCGCGGCGUCCUUGAGCGCAUGCCUGCGCCUGAGAUCCGCGAGGAACAGCGUGUCUUCGGCGCACCCACAAAGAAGCGCCAGAGUAAGAUCCUGCGCGGCAAAUCCACCAAGGUGUCCAAGCCUGCCGAGCACGACCUGCUACUUGACCUGAUGGGUGGCUCCGAUGCUCCCGUGACCAGCCCGACAUCAAACGGACCUAACACCGCCGAUCUGCUGGCAGACAUCCUUGGCGGAGGAGACUCGAGCACGUCGUCGCCGGCCCCCGUGCCUGCAGGCCAGAGCUCCAUGAACAACAGCGCCAUCAUGGACCUGUUCGGCUCGAACGGCGCCUCGCCUUCUCCCCAGCUAACUCAGCAGUCUGCCUCUGCCUCACUUGACCUACUUGGUGGAGGUAGUAUGGGUGCUUCCACGCCCUCUCCCUCUGCCUCGCCUGCGCCGGUCGCCGCCUCGACGCCCGCACACACCGUUUUCAACAAGGAUGGCCUCGUGCUCACCCUACAAGUCCAGCGGAGUGGCAACAACGCCCAGAUUUUGGCCCGCUUCCGCAACGAGUCAAACUUCGACAGCUUCUCCAACGUCGGCCUGCAGGCCGCUGUGCCCAAGAGCCAGCGUCUGCAGCUGAGUGCUAUCAGCAAAGCGGACCUUGAGGCUGGCGAAGAGGGCACCCAGACAAUGCGCGUGACUGCAAUGAGUGGGGCCCUCCCACCCAAGCUUCGCCUCCGUCUCCGAGUGUCAUCUUCCCGGGACGGAAACCCAGUCACUGAUCAGGUCGACUGGUCCGAGCCUUAA